Molecule: messenger RNA, 1359 nt
Organism: Truncatella angustata
Lineage: Eukaryota; Fungi; Ascomycota; Sordariomycetes; Amphisphaeriales; Sporocadaceae
Product: ornithine-oxo-acid transaminase
Exons: 3
Coding region: 1-1359 (452 amino acids)
Cellular component (GO): cytoplasm
Molecular function (GO): L-ornithine transaminase activity; identical protein binding; pyridoxal phosphate binding
Source: RefSeq, a predicted model, not a curated record
AUGGCUCCUCACGCAGAUGGUGGUACUGCUCACUCGGAUGGGUCAGCUACCUCUUCCAGGUACCAUGCCUCUUCGACAAAGGGUGCCAUUGAGGCCGAACACAAGUUCGCUGCUCACAAUUACCACCCUUUACCUGUCGUCUUCUCACGUGCCUCAGGUGUAGACGUAUGGGACCCUGAGGGCAAGCAUUAUAUCGACUUCCUCUCCGCUUAUAGUGCUGUCAACCAAGGCCACUGUCACCCUGAGCUCGUGAAGGCUCUUACCGAGCAGGCCAGCCGAUUGACGCUGAGCUCAAGGGCGUUCCACAACGAUGUCUUUCCCAAGUGGGCUGAGAAGGUCCAGCAGGUGUUCGGCUACGACAUGGUUCUGCCCAUGAACACGGGAGCAGAGGCUGUGGAGACUGCUAUCAAGAUUGCCAGAAAAUGGGCAUACAAGGUCAAAGGAGUCCCUCAAGACAAGGCUUGGGUCUUUGGCGUUGAUGACAACUUCCACGGCCGAACUAUGACUGCUGUGACUCUGUCUACCGAUCCCGAGUCCAAGGAGAACUACGGUCCCUACGUCCCGAAAAUUGGUGCUGUCAACCCCUCAACCGGCAAGCCGAUUCGUUACAACAGUGUGGAAGAUAUCGAAGAGUUGUUUGAAGCACAUGGUACAGAGACAGCCGCGAUCAUUAUCGAGCCAAUCCAGGGAGAGGCAGGUGUAGUCGUUCCUGAUGCUCACUAUCUCGCCAAGGUCCAAGACGUUUGCCGGAAGCAUAACGUUCUCUUGAUUUGCGAUGAAAUCCAGACUGGCAUUGGACGAACGGGCAGAAUGCUGUGUUCCGAGUGGGCUGGCAUCAAGCCUGACAUGGUCACCCUUGGCAAGGCCAUCUCGGGUGGAUUGUAUCCUGUGAGCGCCGUCCUCAGCAGCAAAGAGAUCAUGCUUGUCGUCGAGCCUGGUACCCAUGGCUCAACUUAUGGUGGCAACCCACUGGGAUGCGCAGUAUCCAUCCGUGCCCUUGAGAUCAUGGAAGAAGAACAGCUGACUCAAAAAGCUGAGAAGUUGGGCAACCUUUUCAGAGAGAGCUUAGCGGCUUUCAACUCACCCAUUGUCCAGCUCAUUCGAGGCAAGGGACUGCUCAAUGCUGUCGUUAUUGAUGAGUCACAGACAAACGGCCACUCAGCCUGGGAUCUUUGUCUUCUGUUAAAAGAGAAGGGCCUCCUGGCCAAACCAACUCAUGGUAACAUCAUUCGGUUCGCUCCGCCAUUGGUCAUCACCGAGAUUCAACUACGUAAGGCCGUCAACAUCAUCGGUGAGGCUCUCAAGGAACUUCCCACGAUGAAGCAACACGAGGAUAUUCAUGUGGAGCUUGAGAACUGA